This is a messenger RNA of Astrephomene gubernaculifera, 1588 nucleotides long. NCBI's taxonomy places the organism in Eukaryota, Viridiplantae, Chlorophyta, Chlorophyceae, Chlamydomonadales, Astrephomenaceae. The record is from the annotation of a GenBank genome assembly.
UUUCACCGCGACUACGGUAUUUCUCUUACUCCUCCGGGUAGAGUUUAGGCAGGAACACUCGUUCAGGGCAACUUUUACCAAACCGAUUUGACCUUGCUUUCUGAGCUCGCCGGGGCAAAGCUCUCGGCACACUUCAAUUUCUUCUACUAUUGAAUGAGCUGUGUUGACGUCCCGGUACAAUCUUCAUCGCUUGCACAUAGCUCUGCCCAACUUCCUAAUUCAGAGCAACAUGGCCUUCCUCUACUUGGCGGCAGCUCGCCGCCCCCCAAGCUCAACCCCUUAGCUGGAGAAUUUGAACCCGGGAAACUCCAUCAUGGUGUCAGGCCGCAGGCCCAGACCGGAAGGCAGGGUCGCGGACGUGGCGGUCGUGGGGGACUGUCAGCCGCCAUGAACCGUAGUAGCCAGGCAAGCAGUCAGCAGCAACAGCAGCCAUCGCGGCAACCGCCGGCCGCAACAACAGAUGCGGCCGCGGCCCCAACCACCGACAGCUCAACCGGUGGCGGCGGUGGCCGCGGUGGAAGUGCUGGCAGCGUCAGCGGCGCCACCCGCACCAACGCCGCUGCCGGUGCCGCUUCCUCUGCGGGCGUCAGCGCUAGCCGCGGCGGUGCAGCUGCACCUGGUGGAGGCGGUGGAGGCGGGGGGGCUGCUAACGCCAACCACCUGCUCAACUUCCAGUACGAGUCGGCGUGGGGGAGCAGCGGGCGGGGAAGCGGCCGUGGCGGAGGCGGCAGGUCCGCGAGCACCCGCAGCGGAGGUACGACACCCGCCUCUGCUCGCCGCUACGGCGGCGGAGGCAGCAGGUACGACAAGCCGCAAAAGUACGACAAGAACAAGUUCCUGCAAGCGAACUUCCGCUUCCUGGUGUCGGAUGCGGUGGACGUGUCGGCCUUCGAGGCGGAUGCGGACAAGAUGUUCGACUGGGAGGAUGUGCUGCAGGUUGAGAUGUGCAGCGCGGUGCCGGUGCAGUGCCCCAUCUCGCUGGACAGCCCGCCGCUGUGCCCGCAGAUCACCCCCUGCGGCCACGUGUUCUCUUUCCCCGCCAUCAUGCACCACCUGGUCAACCACGGGGGCGAGCAGCUCAGGCGCUCCGCCCCCUGCCCCCUGUGUUUCGCCCCCGUGGUAGCUCGGGAGCUGCGGCUGGUGCGCAUACGACAUGCCGUACAGCCCCCCCGCGUGGGCGCCCCCCUCACCCUCGCCCUCAUCCGCCGCAACCGCAACUCCAUCAUUCCGCAGCCCGUGGAUGCGGCUGCCGCAGCAGCGGCGGCUGCAGUGGAAGGGGGAGGCGGUGGUGGUGAAGGCAGUGGGGGCGGCUUCGCCGCCAAUGCGCCUUCUCUCUUUGACCGCAACCCGUUUGCCAAGUUUGUGGUGGCGGGGGAUGGUCGGGGGGGUGCCCUGGGGGAGGAGGCGGCGGGGCUGUGGCGGGCGGCCGCGGAGCAGCUGGCGGCGUGUGCGAUGCAGCUGGUGUCGGAGGGCGGCUCCGAUGCGGCGCAUGAGGCGCCCUUCGUGUACGGCGCGCUGGACCAGCUGGCGGCGAGGGCGCGGCGCUGGGAGGAGCACCGGGCGGAGGGGCUGGCGGCGGCGAGGGAGG